This is a messenger RNA of Dovyalis caffra, 1161 nucleotides long. Lineage: Eukaryota; Viridiplantae; Streptophyta; Magnoliopsida; Malpighiales; Salicaceae. The record is from the annotation of a GenBank genome assembly.
AUGCGGGGCUUGAAAUCAGCAGCAGCAGCUCUAUUAAUGAGAAGCUGCAGCAACAAUAAUAAAUCCAAGCCUUCUCAUAGCUCUCUCACAUAUCUCCAACAACACAGCAGAACCUUUUCUUCUUCUUCUCUUCCAAAUGAAGAUGAUCUCGAAAACCAAGGUGCUAGAUUGUUAAAAUUGUAUAAAGCUUGGGAGAAUGAUUCAAAUAUUGGGUUUGUGUCAUUAAAGGGCAGUGGCAGGGCAUUUUCUGCUGGUGGAGAUAUUAUUAAUCUCUAUCACCUAAUAAACCAGGGAAAAUGGGAAGAGUGUAGGAAAUUUUUUGGGACUUUAUACACAUUUAUAUACCUCUUAGGUGAUCAGUAUAAUUACACUGGUGGAGUGAUAAUUUCCUUGCAGGUGGCUAUUUUGAAUGGCAUUACUAUGGGUGGUGGGACUGGAGUUUCAAUCCCCGGAACAUUUCGACUUGCGACUAAUAAAACUGUUUUUGCAACCCCUGAAACUCUGAUCGGAUUCCACCCUGAUGCUGGAGCGUCCUUCUUCCUUUCACAUCUACCUGGUCACUUAGGCGAGUACUUGGCUUUAACCGGAGAGACCCUUAAUGGAGCAGAAAUGAUUGCUUGUGGCCUAGCUACACACUACACGCAUAGUGAAAAACUUCAUUUAGUUGAACAUCAUCUUGGGGAAUUGGUCACUGAUGAUCCUUCUGUCAUUGAAAGUUCUUUAGAACAAUAUAAUGACCUUGUCUCUCUGGAUAAAAUGAGUGAAAGGGAAGCUGCUGAAACAAAUGAUCCAUGGUGCAAUUCUACACUAAGGAGACUUAAAGAAGCAUCACCAUUGAGCUUGAAGGUUGCCUUGAGAUCUAUACAAGUGGGUAGAUUUCAGACACUUGAUCAGUGCUUGGUCCGUGAAUAUCGAAUGAGCCUACAGGGAAUAUCCAAGCAAAUCUCUGGUGAUUUUUGUGAGGGGGUUCGGGCAAGAAUGGUGGACAAGGACUUGGCACCAAAGAAUGUAGCUCUAAGAGUGUAUUACAGUACUAGAUCGUGGAAUCCUCCAAUCUUGGAACAAGUGACUGAAGACAUGGUGGAUCGCUAUUUCUCUCCUCUUAGUGAAUCCGAACCUGACCUAGACCUUCCAACAAAACAGCGAGAAGCAUUUACAUAG